AUCUUAUCUGUAGUAACCUUCAUCUCAGUUGCUAUUUGAAAGCCGCUUUACGGCGGUAAGUUGGUUUGUUGUGCAGAGCUUUCACUCUCACUCACUUCGUGGAAUGCAAGACCAAAUAUUUGAACUUGCCGAGUUUCUUCAGACUAAAGGAAAGGGCAGAGCUGUUGCCGUCUGAAUGGAGUUUCCAUCAUUUUAACAAAGGAGGAAAAGGAUAGGGUGGAUCUGUUGGCAAUGACGAAGGUCAAAAAUAGGUUGGUGACACAAAGGCUGGUGCAUCUAUGGAUGGAUAAGGCAAAACUGAAGUAGUAGGUAUGGGUGGCUCUAGAGGACGUAAGAGUGGAAAAGGAAGAUCCAAGUCGAAGAAGUCUGGCACAGAUAGUGAGAAGCUGGAAGAACAAAUAGCAAGCAACUUUUCUGAUGGACCGGAGGAUUCCAAGGGGAAGAAUACUCUACCAACUGUAGAUUCUACAGUAACCAGAGUCUUUAGCACAGCUAGAGAAAAAGAAUUGGAGCAAGUUCUUGUUGCAAGAAUUAGCGUGCUAUAUACUGAAGUGAAAGAUUGGCUGUUGAAAACAGCGGGGUAUGCAGAGGCUGAUAUUGAACAGGCAAUGUUGAAGAAUGGGUAUAUCACAGGCCCCCUGGAUCCUACGAACAAUGUUAUGAGAAAUACAAUUGAUUUUCUUCAAGAAGAUGCUACGGGAAGAGGAGUUUGUUUCGAGAAUAUGAGCAAUUUAUGCUCAUACAUGCUGGAAUGUCUGAUAAAUGAAAUCAAGGAAAGUUGCCCAAAUAUGAGAAGGUCUGAUGCAAUGUCCCAACUUUUGCUGAAGGAUUGGGGUUCUGUUCCAACAUUGAGAGUGCCCUCUAGUGUUCAGGAUGGGAAUGAGAAAACUAAAGGUGUAUCCAUGGGUUAUUCAUCUUCUGCUGCACCAAAUGGUCGUGCACCAUCAUUUUUGGAAAGGGUUUAUCGUAACCCUGCACUAGCAACUCAUCUAAGCCACAGACUUCCUAUUCUUGUAGAUUCAGUUACGGCGCAGAAGCCUCUUGCAAGUGUCAGGGAUGAACUUAAAGAAGGUUAUGAUAUUUCUGACACUUCUUCUCUUUCAUCUGUGGCUGGAAGCUCUAAAGAAUCCCUCGAGAAACAGCUGGAGGCCCUUCCCGAAUAUUCAGAAGAACAGACUGCUGAGUUGAAGAUGGAAAUCAGAGAACUAGAAGAAAAGGUUGAGCAGCAAAAGAAGUGGUCUCAGAAGAAAGUGAUAGAUUGUGCAAAAAAGUUGAGUGAACAUUCGCUGGAGGUUCAUACUCUAAGGAUGAAUAGGGUAGACUUGGAAUCUCUUAGAAAAGAGAAUGAGGCUUUGGAGAAAUUUAAUGCACAGAAGAUUAAGGAAAAGGAAAAAGCCUUGAAUCUAGCAAAUUUUAGCCUAAAGGUUGCAACUGAAGAAGCAAAAAUGCUGGAGCUCGAGAAUGCUGAAAUUAGGGCGGAUAUUGAAGCCUUGAAGCUAAAUACAUCUGGGACCAAUGAAUUGGUGAAAGAAGUGUUGAAGAGAGAACAGAGAAGCUUGAAAAAACUCGCUGAUGCUGAAAAAGAAACAGCACUUCUCAGAGAACAGUGUAGUGAAGACAAGAAGAGGCUCCAGCAAUCGGAGCAGGAAUUGAUUCAAGUUCUGAAGGACGUUGAUGAAGUUCAGAUCAAAUUGAAGGAAGAAAUCAAGGAAAAAGAACAGAUGCUCGCCAUUCUGGCCGAAGAAAAUAGAAAGACCGAAGAAUGGGAAAAGGAAAUGGCCAAUACACAAGCAAGGCUGCAUAAGUUGCGCCAGAUUUACGAGAUGGAGAGUCAACAGGCAAUGGACAAGUACCAAAGGCUCAAAGAUGAACUGUCCGGUCUCCUCAAAUCUCGUCGGGCACAAUCAGAUUUAACCAAAGUGGACGGCAAAUUCUAUUUUGAGAACAUGGAAAUACCUUCUCUAGAAUCAAAUGACCAAGACGAGUCUUCAUCUUACUCCCGCAACCGGGACUGCAUAAUCUGCGCCGAGAGACAAGUAUCUGUAGUCUUUCUACCAUGCACCCAUGAAGUCCUGUGUCACCAUUGCUAUGAUACCGAAUGCAGCACUGCAGGAAGCUGCUGUCCCUACUGUCGUGUUGGGAUUGAGGAGGCCAUAAAGGUUCGUGGUCUAAGUUCCUAGUUUGAUCAGCAACUGAAGGGAUUUUCGAAGCAAAGGUAAGUGAUCUUUUUCCGCUACCAUUUUCAGCUCGUUGAUGAUUUGCCAUAAACUUCAAUGAAAAACAUAAUUUUAAUCUUAGAAGUACUCUAUAUCAGUUUUAUCAUGUGGACCCUGUGGGGGAACAAUCCUUUAUCUCAUUUGUUAUCUCUCUA
Molecule: messenger RNA, 2371 nt
Organism: Andrographis paniculata
Lineage: Eukaryota; Viridiplantae; Streptophyta; Magnoliopsida; Lamiales; Acanthaceae
Product: MND1-interacting protein 1-like
Exons: 4
Coding region: 312-2180 (622 amino acids)
Source: RefSeq, a predicted model, not a curated record